Messenger RNA from Phacochoerus africanus (Common warthog), 2565 nucleotides. RefSeq names its product keratin 84 (gene KRT84). The record is from RefSeq and is a predicted model, not a curated record. Gene Ontology annotation, molecular function: structural constituent of skin epidermis. Lineage: Eukaryota; Metazoa; Chordata; Mammalia; Artiodactyla; Suidae. Bases 62 to 1843 code for a protein of 593 amino acids. The transcript has 9 exons. Gene Ontology annotation, biological process: keratinization; intermediate filament organization. Gene Ontology annotation, cellular component: keratin filament.
ACUCCCAGCUUCAGCUUACCCCACUCUGCAGCUCCGCUUUGCUCUCAAGCAGGAGGCCAUCAUGUCUUGCCGCUCCUACAGAGUCAGCUCUGGUCGCCGUGUGGGCAACUUCAGCUCUUGCUCAGCAAUGACCCACCAGAACCUGAACCGCUUCCGGACCAGCUCUGUCUCCUGCAGGAGUGGGCCCAGCUUCCGGGGUCUUAGUGGCUUUGGCAGUCGGAGUGUCAUCAGCUUUGGAUCAUGCUCACCCCGGAUAGCAGCCGUGGGCCCUCGUCCCAUCCGCUGUGGAGUUGGCUUUGGUGUUGGCAAUGGGAUGGCCUUUGGCUAUGGUGAUGGGAGCGGCGCUGGUCUGGGGUUUGGGUCUGGCAGUUGUGUUGGUCUGGGAUUUGGAGCUGGCAGUGGCCUUGGCUAUGGUUUUGGCGGCCCUGGCUUUGGCUACCGAGUUGGAGGAAUUGGAGUGCCAGCAGCCCCAUCUAUCACAGCAGUGACUGUUAACCAGAGCCUGUUGACCCCCCUCAACCUGGAGAUUGACCCCAAUGCCCAGAGGGUGAAGAGGGAUGAGAAGGAGCAAAUCAAGACCCUCAACAACAAAUUUGCUUCCUUUAUCGACAAGGUGCGCUUCCUGGAGCAGCAGAAUAAACUCCUAGAGACCAAGUGGAGCUUCCUGCAAGAGCAGAAAGGUACCAGGAGCAACCUGGAGCCCCUCUUUGAGAACUACAUCACCAACCUGCGGCACCAGCUGGAUGUAGUGAGCAGCGAUCGAGCCCGGUUAGAAGCUGAGAGGAACAACAUGCAGGAUGUCCUUGAGGGUUUCAAGAAGAAGUAUGAAGAGGAGGUGGUGCUCCGGGCCAAUGCUGAGAAUGAGUUCGUGGCUCUGAAGAAGGAUGUGGAUUCAGCUUUCUUAAAUAAGUCUGAUAUGGAGGCCAAUGUGGAUAGCCUGACUCAGGAAAUUGACUUCCUGAAAACCCUAUACAUGGCGGAAAUCCAGUUGCUGCAGUCACACAUCUCAGAGACAUCCGUCAUCGUGAAGAUGGACAACAGCCGGGACCUGAAUGUUGACGGGAUCAUCGCCGACAUCAAGGCUCAGUAUGAAGAGAUUGCCAGGCGCAGUCGGGCUGAUGCUGAGUCCUGGUACCAGACCAAGUAUGAGGAGAUGCGGGUGACAGCUGGCCAACACUGUGACAACCUGCGCAGCACUCGUGAUGAGAUCAAUGAGCUGAACCGCCUGAUCCAGAGGCUGAAGGCAGAGAUCGAGCAUGCCAAGGCUCAGCGGGCCAAGCUGGAAGCCGCGGUGGCCCAGGCGGAGCAGCAGGGCGAGGCGGCCCUCAAUGAUGCCAAGAGCAAGCUGGCAGAUCUAGAGGGCGCCCUUCAGCAGGCCAAGCAGGACAUGGCGCGCCAGCUGCGUGAGUACCAGGAGCUGAUGAACGUCAAGUUGGCCCUGGACAUCGAGAUCGCCACCUACAGGCGCCUGCUAGAAGGCGAGGAGAUCCGGAUCUGUGAAGGUGUUGGACCAGUAGACAUAUCCGUAAGCAGCUCCCGGGGCGGCGUGGUGUGCGGGCCUGAUGCCCUGGUCACCAGCUCCGGCCUCUCCCGUGGCGGCGUCACUUUCUCCGGCGGCAGCAGCAUCCGGACCAGCGGCUUCUGCAGCUCUAGCGUGGGCGGGUCCCGGGUGAGCGCGGGCUGCGGAGGGGGCUCCGUGCUGGUGGGCGAGGCCUGCGCCCCCAGCGUCCCCUGCCCGCUGCCCACCGAGGGCGGCUUCAGUAGCUGCAGCGGCGGCCGCAGCAGCCGCGGUGCCAGCGUCCGCUUCGUGUCCACCACCACCUCCCACCGGACCAAGUACUGAGAGCCGAGUGCAGCCAGCCGCCGCCCCAGAGGAACCGUCUCCGUACCUCCCGCUUCUGUCCCCCGCGUACCCCGACUCUGGCCAGAGGCCACUCUUACCUACUCUUCCUGCCAAGAAGCCAAGGGCUGCUCUGCCUGGCCCGUGUCCUGCGGUCUGACUUCUUCCUUUGGGUUACUGCUCGCCACCCAGUCCCACAGCCUCAAGAAAAGCAGAUUCAAUACAAUUUCAAAUAUCAGAGCGUUGGGGGAGAAAGGAACACUGCAUCGCCAAAAUGAACGCGUCUGGCACCACCGCAUCCCAGCUUUCAAUGAACAUGGAGAAUGGAGAGUGGACUUUCCACACAGCCGAUGUCUUCGGCCCAUUGUCCUCUGCCUCCCUCCCUUUCCUUUCUUUCCCUGGCAGGAGAAGGUUCUUUCCCUCUCUUCCUGACCCAGAAGGAUCCCCCGUCUUUGCUGGCCCCAGGGAUCCCUGCAUCCCCAGAGAUGGGUCUUCUCCGAGUGGCACAUGUGCUGGCUGCCUCUCUUCCUGGGUUGGUGGUUUAACCCUGGCCUGUGAGUCCAUGCGGUGGGUGGGUGCUGAUGGAGAGGUGGGCCCUACCACACCCCCACACCCCUGCUGGAGGUGUGAGGGAGGCCCAGCCCUUUCCCCUGCAGGAGGGUUUGUGUCUGUAAGCUCCAGGGAGGCCUGGGCUGGGGCGGGUCCCUCUUCGUACUGCUCUUUGU